AAUUCUAAUCCUGUUUCUAUACCUAUUUUAUCCAGGUUCCCAAACAUACCCUAACACGCCCUUCAGGUACGUUAGGUUUUCUCUCACAAGUCACAACGCUGCUCCCUCUUCCUUUCUCAAGAAAAUCAUCCCUUGAUGGGUAGCAGAAAGCUGGUUCGAGAUCUAUACCUCUCCAAACAGCCCCUGCUUCUCCAUCUACUCUCUUCUCAACAGGCUUCAAGUGCAAGGCUACGAUUGAUAUCUCCAAAUGGAUGUUCUGGUUAUCGUGGAUUCAGUGUCUUCAAUGAGUUCUCCAAUAAAAUAAAAGGCGAAGUUAACAGAAAUUCAGAAUUUCAACAAACAGUCAAGGAGCUGAAGGAGAAAGCAGAGGAGCUCAAAGGGGUGAAAGAAGAGCUGAAAGUUAGAACGAAGCAGACAACAGAGCAGCUGUACAAGCAUGUGGAUGGCGUGUGGACGGAGGCUGAAGCUACAGCAAAGAAGGUUUCUGCCAAUGUGAAGGAGAAGAUUUCAGCGGCCACAGAGGAUGUCAAAGAGACUUUUGGGAAGGGGAAGCAAGAAUUUUCAGAAUCUGCUGGUACUUCAGCUAAAUCUGAAGCUGAUGUUAAAAAUGGAAGUAGUUCACCUGGUGAAGAAAAACACCAUAAGUCUGGGCCUAGUGAUACUGCAGAAACAUUAUUUGGAAAAUUUAAGUCAAGUGUCUCCACUGUAUCUCCUAAAGUUUCUCUAGCCUUUGAGAAAUUGAAGGAAGCAAAAGUUCUUGAUUUAGCCAAGAAGGGGUAUGACAUUGUAAAGGAUGAGUUGAGCAGUAAUCCAAGUAAGAGAAAGCAAAUGCAACGUGCAGCUUCUUCUGCAUCACCAGGUGAAAGAAGUACAAAAACAGACAUCGUUAUUGUACCCUCAAAGCAAUCUCGAUGGAGUAAAAAAUGGGAGGCACUCAAAGAUAAGAUGCAAGGUCAUCCUGUAUUCAAGCGUAUCAGUGGAUUCAGUGAACCUGUUGUGACCAAGGGUCAGGAGUUGGCAGAAGAUGUGCGUGAAAGAUGGGAGACCAGUGAUAACCCUGUUGUGCACAAAAUUCAGGAUCUCAAUGAAAGUGUCUUUGGAGAAACAGCUGCUGCAAUGUCAUUUAAAGAAAUACGUCGUCGAGAUCCAUCUUUUUCCUUACCAGACUUUGUGUCAGAGGUUCAGGAGGUGAUCCGGCCAGUCCUUAAUGCUUACAUUAAGGGAGAUGCAGAAACUUUGAAGAAGUAUUGUAGCCCAGAAGUUAUUGAGCGAUGUAAAGCUGAACACGGUGCCUAUCAAACCAUGGGUAUCAUUUUUGAUAACAAGAUUCUACAUAUAUCUGAUGUGGAAGUAAGAGAAACCAAAAUGAUGGGAACCAGUCCCAUAAUUAUUGUCGCGUUCCAAACACAGCAGGUGUACUGUGUACGCAGUGCAGAUGGCUCCAUAAAAGAAGGGGGCAAGGAUACAAUCCACACUGUGUACUAUGCAUGGGCCAUGCAACAAGUGGAUGCAGAGGAACUUGGGGAAGGGGCUAUCUACCCAAUAUGGAGGCUAAGAGAAAUGCAACAGCUUGGUGUCCAAGCCCUCAUCUAGCUCUUUUAUAUUCCCAUCUUGCAAAUGGAUGUUGUACCGAUUCAUUUUCUCUGGGUUUUGUUAUUUCACUGCCAGGGGAAAUUCUAAUGAGCUAUUUCCUCAUUAUUUUGUUAAAAAUAAGGAACAUGAGUCUUGCAAAUUCAUUAAUUCAAGAGAAAGGUAUAUUUACUUGUUGCCUGAA
Messenger RNA from Vitis riparia (riverbank grape), 1774 nucleotides. RefSeq names its product mitochondrial import inner membrane translocase subunit TIM44-2-like. Bases 136 to 1593 code for a protein of 485 amino acids. The transcript has 14 exons. Gene Ontology annotation, molecular function: protein-folding chaperone binding. Gene Ontology annotation, biological process: protein import into mitochondrial matrix. Lineage: Eukaryota; Viridiplantae; Streptophyta; Magnoliopsida; Vitales; Vitaceae. Gene Ontology annotation, cellular component: mitochondrial inner membrane. The record is from RefSeq and is a predicted model, not a curated record.